This is a messenger RNA of Coprinopsis cinerea okayama7#130, 1890 nucleotides long. RefSeq lists its product as hypothetical. Lineage: Eukaryota; Fungi; Basidiomycota; Agaricomycetes; Agaricales; Psathyrellaceae. The record is from RefSeq and is a predicted model, not a curated record. Gene Ontology annotation, cellular component: mediator complex; core mediator complex. Gene Ontology annotation, biological process: regulation of transcription by RNA polymerase II. The transcript has 7 exons. The coding region runs from base 1 to 1890 and encodes 629 amino acids. Gene Ontology annotation, molecular function: transcription coregulator activity.
AUGAGCACAGCAGCAGAGUCACCAAGGCCAACAGAACCCGAAGGAAACGGCGACUGGAAAAACCUCAAGCUUUCGCUUGAAAGACCAUACAAAGACGAUUCCGGUGAACGCAUUCCCAAUGUUCUCGACAUCCAGCCUGACGGCACAUACAUCUACGAACCCAUUGAAUCUGCGGAUGAACGACUCAAGUCCAAUCUUCAUCGAAUAUUCCAAGAACGGGGAUUUGACUUUUUCGAAAAGCCCGAGAAGAGGACGACCGAUGGCACCUCCGCGCAAGAGUCGUCCACCGCAGACGGUGAAGAGGCUGAGGAACCAGAAAAAGAGGAGAAACACAAGCCCAUGACGUUCGAGGACCUCAACGCUAUGCGAUCGGAAUUGCUGCCUCAACUAUACGUUGCUCUGGGAGAGAUGACACAGGCAAGAGACAUACUCGAAUCGGUACUUUCGACCACCCAAAAGCCCCCACUCUCCACCGAUGCACCAACCGCGGGCCUUUCGGCGACCGUUGUUUCCAAACUCCCUUCACUGCCGUCAUUGCAAGCGUUCAACGCCCAAAUCGUUAUCGGCUCCAAGGACGAAGCACUGAGAAAGGCAGCCGGCCUCUUCAACACUGUCGCCGAGCGUAUGCAACGAACGCACGAGCAAAGCGAACAGUAUUGGAUAAAUGCAUUGAAGAUCAGGGGCAACAACUGGCGAAUGGUACCGUCCCCUUUACCUGCAGGAACGUUCCUAGGCAAGAACAGCGACAGGACUGCCAGGGACUUCCUGGUUCUGUACGGCCUCGAGGAGUCUCCACCGGCUAUCCGGCGAAGAGGAAUCGCGUACCUUUCAGAUGUCAGCGACGGAAGUCAAUUGAUGUUCACGCGUCGCCAGCAUAUGCGCAUUAAAGUGACUCUUAUUCAUCGCAAUGAUGAUGGCACGGAACAUUGGACUGUUAACCGACAUUCGGUGAAUCUCGAGUCGGAAGAUUUGAAUGAGUCGUUGAGGGAGGCUCAGCUCGAACUUGUAGAUGAAGAGAUCUUUUCGUCUCUCAUCAAGGAAGCUAGCUCUCUACCAACAGCACUUGCGCGUGUAUCUGAAAGGUUGAUUGUCAUCGACGCUUCCCAAGGCGUAGAACUGAGAUUCGAGUUGACUAAGGACCAAGCUUCGUCGGAGGACAGAGUUUCCCCAUUGUGUGCAUUGAUCUAUCACCUACUUCACAUACUUUUGCUGCGAAGGCAUGCAUACAUCAAAGCCGAAAGACUGAACUCCUCUGGCAACUUCCCAACGCCUAAUCCCAUCGGCUACCAGCCGUAUAUGCUUCAGCCUAUAAUCGAUUUCUUGCAGUACAAGGUCUUCUGUCAACGUCUAGAGAAAGAACUUAGAUAUGCAUCGCGUGGACUAAACGCUGUUGGCGUUCCGGCGGAAGUCGUAUUCGAUGCCGUUGGCGAAACGGGGGAAGAAAUCGUGCAGAUCUUUACCGAAUCAAGGCAUCGACAUGCAAGUGGAGAAGCUAUCUUGAGAAUCGAGAACAAACAAACGUUACGAUUGACAUUCGUGGCACCAUCGAAUCUCAACGCUCACCUGGCACAAGCCACCCUACAGGUGUAUUCAUUGCCCCAGCUUUCGCAACUUUUGAAAACCGAAAUCGAGAGGUUCAUCCUGCAACAAAUAUGUCAACUUGGAGAGAAACUUCGCGGCGGAACGUGGUUUAUUGACCUAAAUCACCUGGUAGCUCGAUGGGAGGCGUUCGUAUAUACGUUUCAUAUAACCUUCGACGCAGAUAUGAAGAUCAACUGUGCGGCUUUCUGUUUGGACAACAAAUCCGGGAAACGGGCAAGUCACCACUACGCCGAAACACACGGAUCUAUUCUGACUUGGGUUCAAAACCUCAUUGAGCAAAACUCGUAA